Messenger RNA from Staurois parvus, 359 nucleotides. NCBI's taxonomy places the organism in Eukaryota, Metazoa, Chordata, Amphibia, Anura, Ranidae. The record is from the annotation of a GenBank genome assembly.
GUCAUGUGAUCAGCUGUGUCCAAUCACAGCUGAUCACAUGGGACAUGUACACUGAUCAUCAGGGCACUGAUGAUCAGUGUGCCCUGAUGAUCAGUGUAGCCCCAGCAGUGCCACCUGUCAGUGUCCAUCAGUGCCUUAUGUCAGUGCUCAUCAGUGCCUCGUGCCAGUGCCCAUCAAUGCCACAUAUCAGUGCACACCAGUGCACAUCAAUGCCACAUAUCAGUGCCCAUCUGAGCUGCCUUUCAGUGUCACCCAUCAGUGCCAGUCAGUGCCAACUAUCAAUGCUGCCAAUCAGUGCCACCUAUCAAUGCUGCCAAUCAGUGCCACCUAUCAGUGCCAGUCAGUGCCGCCUAUCAGUG